This is a messenger RNA of Cherax quadricarinatus, 573 nucleotides long. NCBI's taxonomy places the organism in Eukaryota, Metazoa, Arthropoda, Malacostraca, Decapoda, Parastacidae. The record is from RefSeq and is a predicted model, not a curated record.
GUUGUAACAUGAAACUCAACUUGGACUACCUUUUGGAGAGAAUGUGGCAAGAGCUGUCUCUUCUACGUAUAUACACAAAGAAACCUGGGAGAGCUCCGGAUUUUUCUGAUCCCAUUAUUCUUCGUGGAGGGGCUACAGUAGAGCACGUCUGCCACUCCAUUCAUCGAUCUAUUGUAGCUGUCUUCAAAUAUGCAUUAGUCUGGUUGCUGGUGUUUGUCGAUUCUGAAGAGAGUGGAAAGAGAUGCUGUGGCCCUACUGGGCUGAGGUGGAUGGGCAUUGAUUGUCAGCUGAGGUGGAUGGUUUUUGAUUGUCGAUUAAAGUGGAUGGUUGAGGCUCUGGCUCUGAAGUUUAUGGUUUUACUGGAGAAUGAAUAAAUUCUGUAAUACAUCUCUGGUCUCUGUUACCUUUCAGUACUUUAUACUAUUGAUGGUAAGGCAUCAUCAGCUGCUCUAAAACCCAUUUCAGAGCAGUGCUUCUAGAUUUGUCAGGGUCCUCUUCAGUAAAAAAGUGUGCUAAUUAUAGUAGCAAAUUGGAACUGCUCACAGUUGUAAUGUUAACUGCUUUUCUUCAGGU